Molecule: messenger RNA, 1140 nt
Organism: Brenthis ino (lesser marbled fritillary)
Lineage: Eukaryota; Metazoa; Arthropoda; Insecta; Lepidoptera; Nymphalidae
Source: the annotation of a GenBank genome assembly
AUGGCCCUAAGAAAAGUAUUUUUUCUAUCAAGAGUGGCUUGCUGCAAUACUGUUAAACUUCAAACCACAAAAUUAUCAAGACAAAACAUACUACUUUUAUCUGCAAAUACCGCUAGAUUAUUUGCUACCGAAAAUAUAGGAGAUAAGAAUAAGAAUGCUAAAGAACCGGAAAAAGUAGACAUCCUUGGACGUUUCUUCCCGCAACCCACACCAAAUCCCAAAGAUGCACAUGAAGUACAAAAGGAACAGGAAUUAUUUGAAAAGGAACAAAAAGAGAAAACUGAGGAAAAUGAAAAAAGUUGGAGGCGAAUGAAAAUUGGUUUUGCAGUUUUUGGUGGAGCAAUGACAAUUAUGGGUGGUUGCUUGGUGAUAGAAAUGGGAGCUCCGAGACGUGAUGAUGAAGGAAAGCUCAUAGAAGAUGAAUACUCUCACUUGGCACUGCCUUUGCAAUAUCUGCGAAGAACUUGGAAGGAACUUACAUUUUAUGAAAAGAUGAUUAAAGAGCCAUCUCGUGAGAAACUUUUGCCGGACCCCUUGCCUCCUCCGUAUCAACCAAAGUAUACCUUAGUCUUGGAGUUCACUGAUGUAUUAGUGCAUCCCGACUGGUCUUAUCAAACUGGAUGGAGGUUCAAAAAACGUCCUGGAGUCGAUCAGUUUUUACAGACAGUCGCAAACUCAGAUUAUGAAGUUGUUAUAUUUACUUCAGAAAACGCGUUUAUGAUUUGGCCUGUGUUGGACAAACUGGAUCCCGAGAACAAAAUGAUAUCAUACAGAUUGUUCAGAGAUUCAACUCAUUUUAUAGAUGGGGUUCAUGUUAAAAAUCUUGAAGGUGUUAACCGGGACUUGUCUAAGGUGAUAGUGGUAGAUUGGAACAAACAAGCCACAAAGUUCCAGCCGGAUAAUGCACUCAUACUUAAGAAGUGGAAAGGCGCAGAUGAUGACACAGCGCUGCUCGACUUGGCCAACUUACUGCAGACGAUAGCGAUGUCGAACGUGGCGGACGUGCGCGAGGUGCUGCGCUACUACGCGCAGUUCGAGGACCCCAUCGCCGCCUUCCGCGACAACCAGCGCCGCCUGCUGGAGCGCAUGCAGGCCGCGCCGCCGCCCGCCUCCUCCUGGCUCGCCGCCUUCACCAAGCGG